This is a messenger RNA of Cyclocybe aegerita, 468 nucleotides long. The record is from the annotation of a GenBank genome assembly. Lineage: Eukaryota; Fungi; Basidiomycota; Agaricomycetes; Agaricales; Hemipholiotaceae.
AUGGUCGGAACUUUUGUCUACUACAAGGAGAAACGCCAGAAAUACGCGUUGAUUGCUUCAGACCAAGGGCAAGAUAGAACCCCAGAAGCAAGAUGGUAUGGGCUGUGGAACCUGCUUCUUUAUGGGCUUACAAGUCCGUCUCCGAACCUCUUGGUGUUUCCUCAGCGAGACCUCCAGGUGAAGACCGCAAAUACCACUGCCCAGCUCGCCAAAAGCACCAAAUUCCCCGAUUUCGUGGUUUCACGCUGCAAAUUUGGGCACCACCAAACAUUAAGGGAGAAGAUUCUGUUAAUUGUAGAAAUCAAGCCACCCACUGAAGAUGAGGAUGAAAUUUUUAUCCGUCUUACAUCUGCGCAAACAGAUAUGAAGACACAAGCCUUGUACCACUUCUCGAAGCUGGCUCAUGACGACAAUAGCAAGGUGGUUGGGAUCGCAGCAGCAGGGCUAUACUGGCAAUGGGUAGUCUAA